Bombyx mori (domestic silkworm) is the source of this 4721-nucleotide messenger RNA. RefSeq names its product TNFSF5. The record is from RefSeq and is a predicted model, not a curated record. Gene Ontology annotation, cellular component: membrane. The transcript has 6 exons. The coding region runs from base 475 to 1467 and encodes 330 amino acids. Gene Ontology annotation, molecular function: tumor necrosis factor receptor binding; receptor ligand activity. Lineage: Eukaryota; Metazoa; Arthropoda; Insecta; Lepidoptera; Bombycidae. Gene Ontology annotation, biological process: immune response.
AUUUCGAUGUUAUGUAGCAUCCAGUGCUCAUCGAUAUUUUCCUGGGGCGAUAUACAGUUAUUCCGUGGCACUUGCUUGAAUCACUUCACAAUUAGCAUUGGCUGUGCGACGCACGCGCUUGCAACUCAGUUCAAAUUUGGCGCGCCGCCGUAGCGUUCAACGUCAAACAGCUCGUAAGUUGCUCGCCCUUGCCGAAUGCCGAAUCGGUACGACCGACCGAACCAGGACGGCCAAGCGUAGUGCGAACGAGUGAAGGGGUCAUUUGUUUCUGUUUAUUUUUGUUUUUGCAAACUUGUUAAAAACCACUCGCUAAACUUUAAAGUGUAAAUAAAUGUUUAUAUAAGUGAAUAAAACUAGUGCAAAAUUAAUGUUAAGACUGAUAUCAACCCAGUUCAGGUUCGACGCUAACGCCAAUGCUCGAGUAAACAGUAGUACUACACUACACCGUUCGUAGAUACUACAAUAAUAUUUAUAAUGGACGUUGAAAGGAAGAUACAUUUAGGGGAAGGUGUUCCAUUAAACUCGUCAGGUGCAAAUAUAUUUUUGAACACCGGUAAAAGCAAAGAUGCAAAACUAGGCUCUCGAGAUUGCCCAGUUAUACAUCUAAAAACAGAGAAACCGUCAGACCUUGGUGUACAUAUAAAUACUACAUUCUCGAUAGCGUCUUCCAAGAAAAUAAAGCUUUUGUUCAUUUUAAAUUUUAUGCUAAGUGUCAUAUGUAUGGUUCUUAGUUGUUCCAUAGCUUUCUAUUAUUGGAAUGAAAUGAUUUUAAUGAGGAGGCAACUGGAUAUGAUAAAAGACCAUUUCAUGUUUCAAAACAUAGGACAUGAGACACUUGUGCAGAGUGCUCUGGUUGCCCCAAAAUCACAGUCCUCGGACAGAGAACCCAGAAUGAACAAUGAGAAUGCCAAGAAAUACUUUGUGGAGGAUCUUGGUGAGGACAUGCUACUUGUAGAUUCAAGAAAGAAAAACAUGACUCAAGAUAUUCUUGAUAACAAUAUCUCAGUCCUACAAAAAGAUUUACUGGUUGUCCAUUUCAACGGAGCAUACCAGGAGAAAAAUAUGAGUACGCAAUCAUUAAUGGGUCCUUGGGUUCGAGACACCGAAGUCUCUUCUAAACAGAGCGACGAGAAAAUCAAACUGAACAGCGACUUCAACUACGUAACGAUUAAUGAGAGCGGACUUUAUUUAGUUUAUACACAAGUGGUGUACUUAACUAAAGAGUCGAACUGUUACUUCGUUUGGGCCCACCAACCGGACAAGGAGCCCCGGCUGCUGUCCACGUGCGCCACGGGUGACGACUCCAGCCGGCGGCCGAUAGCCAAGUCCCAGAUGUCGUGCUCGGUGCAGACCGUCGCGAGACUGUACAAGGGCGACACCGUCAAUAUCGCUCAACGUGAACCCAACAGGAGGGUGUGGCUGCGACCCGGCUACUCAUACUUCGGCUUCGUGAAACUUAGUUCCUAAACGGCUGUGAAUGUAGCCUUAAGUAAGCUAUAAACCCCGCAUUUUGUUGAUCGUUCAAAUUUCUAAACGGUUUUCUGGUGUGGAACGUGCCUUAUUUGCUUAUAUGCAAUAAUUGAGUCAAAAAAAUUUCAGUUUUAGAGCUUUUGUGUGCUAUUCACAAAAUGUGGGGUCGCGUGGUGGCGAACUCGUCGCCGCAAGCGAUGGUGCUAAUACGAUUUCGUGUAUCCGAUUAGAAUAGAUUUACGUGCCAUAAUUGUUGUACCUACAUGAGGGAAUAUGUACCAUUUACAUCACACCGCACCCGAAUUGAAAAUAAACAAAGUCUUUGUCAAAAUGUAAACAAACAGGCUUUUUAGAAGAGACAAAAGGACUUUGAAAAUUUAGCAAAGUUAGAAGUUCGAAGAUAUAAUUGUCUGCACAACGUGUUUUGCUAAUUAUUAUUUAAAGAGUCAAUUAAUACCAAUAACCAACUAAUUAAUUUGGACAAGAACUCUGGCAUAACACCGCUUUGAAACUAACCGAAUCAUGACACAUACGAUGCUAAUAGUUUAUCAGUUAGAAUACAGUGCUGGGUCACGUAAUACAAAACUGGUGCAGAUAUUUAUAUUUUUACAUUUUAUAAUUAAGACAAUGAUCUCGAAAAUUCGAUAGGAUGAUGUGGACCAAAAUUUCGUCAUUAACCUAUACAUUACGUUAAGUAGAUGUUACUGUGUUCAAAAUGCUAUAUAUAAAUUUAGUAUUUUCUUAAUUUUGUAAUUAAUACGGCUUGAGAGCACAUUACAGAUAAAUGUGUAGAUUAAUUACAAAUUAUCGGUGGAUAGCCAAGCUCACUCGCCGGAUCUUCUCAGUGGGUCGCGAUUCCGAUCCGGUGGUAGAUUCAGCAAUGGACUUGCUAGGGUUAGUGUUAGCAAACCUCUCAGGUAGAGUCAGCUUACUCACCUACCGGUCCGCGUGAGGUUGGAAUAGGCCCUUAGGCUACCAACGAUUAGAUAGGAAGAAGAAAAAAAAGCUUGCGUCUUUCCUAAUUGUUGGAUAAAAAAUUAGUGAUUUGCGUUUUCAUAACGAUAUUGAGAAUUUCAAUCAAAAAACGACACCGAUUGAAACAUUUAACUCAAGUACUUUACAGGGAUGAAAGCGUUUCGAUAUAUCUAUAUGUAAUAGACGUUUUCUAAAUUGUCUUCCAUGCAAUGUUUAUUAUUAAUCUUCUAUUCUUUUACCCGAGAAACGAUUAAUCCUUCGAAAUAGUGAAGAUAAUAAAAUUAUUCAAAACAACAACUAAUUUAGGUACAAAAAUAAUAUGACAUUAUUAUAAAAUGUAACUCAAAGAAAUAACGUAACCGUAUCUAAAAACUUUAAUGAAAAACUCGGUUAUUAUUAUAUCAAUAUUAGUGGAAUUAUAGUAUUCUCUUCGGUACGCGAGUCGUAGUCAUAAUUAAAAACGAUUUUAUGAUUUAAUUUCGUGGUUUAUAAUGGCCGUCUUUAUAAUAUUAUUUCCGACUUUUGGAAUACUGUACAGUUUUUGUGGUCACAGACGACUUUUCAUUACUAUUAGUGUAAUUAACAAAAUAAGUUACAAUAUUCUCCCAUACGAGUCGAGGGCAAUCUGAAUUUUCAUUUUUCCUAAAAAAAAUAAUUAUAUGGUGGUUUCGUAAAGUAUUUCCAUUGCCACAUUGACAUGUGCAACUUAUCCUAAUAAGAAAUCGGACUAGAGAUAAUAUGCUAGACUCGAAAAACAAAAAAACUAAUCUUUCUGUUUUGCUCAAACGACAUUGCAAUUUUAAUUGUAACUUUGUUAAUAAUACAAUUGAUAAUUAUGUGUGUUUUGUACACUUGUGUUCAUGUCAACAUAAAUAUUUUAGCUCAAUUCUUAAGUAUCAUUACAUUUUUUGCAAUAUUAUAAAAUAUAUAAGUACCCAUUCAAGAAAGAUGAGCGCGUUCACUGGGAAGAAUAGCCUGUCUUCAAUGGUGACGCAAACCUCUGACUGUUGGGGUUUUUGGGGUUUAUUUUUCCAUUGAUAUUCACUCUUAACACUCGCGAUCAGAGCAGCAUUUGAAACCACUGCUUUCAUCCAAAGUGCCCUUCCAGAGAUCAUUGACACGUACCAUAAUUGCUCUAGCAUGAACUCCUCCAGAGUGUUGGUUGAGUGUUAUGACAUGUCCUUCUAACGAGGAUCUAAACGAAUACUCCCCAACAGUGCGUUGCGGCUUAGAUGUGCCCUGGACAUUGCCGAUGUCCAUGAGUGACGCUGGUAACUCCAUAUAUGCAGGCCGUAUGCUCCUCUGUUCUCGAAAACAAAAAAGUCUUAAUUAAUUUAAGCGUAACCAUUAACACUAAUCAUACCAAUACUUACUGGUACCUAUUUCUACCAUAACGAAUAGAUAGGUAACGGUAUACGACAAGUAUUAUUCUAAAUAAACAAAACAAAACACCAAAAAAAAAGUAUAAUAACUGUAGAUUAAUUGCUAUGAAAAAGUGAUGAAGUCAAAUGUGCAAAAGCAAUAAGAUGAUAAUAUGUGUAUUUUCAAUGCAAAAGUUAAAAUUGGGUCAUUUGACCCGUUAUGGUAUGUUUAGUGUUAACGUAACUUGUACUAGCUAGUACUUAUAUUAAGAUAAGAAUAAAAUUGGUAAUAAGCUUAUUUUAGCUCUAGUUGAUAUAAUAAGUUAAGAAUCUUCAAACGAUUCAUUUAUGAAUAUUUUGGAAACAUUUAAAAUAAAUGUUUGUUUUUAAUACUUAUUUAGUCAAACUUCAAAUAGUAAUUAACAGUUUCUUGUUAUCGAGCGAAUCCAAUGAGUGCACUUGCACUCAUUAACUUAUUGUAUCUAGGCCACAAGCAUCUAUCCAAAAAAAAAGAUGUAUAUUUCCAACUUUUGAUGAUUUUGAUUAAAGUUCAGCUAAACUACUGGAAAAUAGGGAAAACUGUUAAAUUAAACUUGAUACUUUGUUCGUAGUAAAGCCAUAUUUUGUGCUAUGUAAGGUAGAAUCCUGUGAAAUGGUGCUGCAGUGUAUAAUCGCCUGAUUAUGUAAACGUUUUUUUGACGAUUGAUUCAUUUUUAUUAUUAUUAUUAUAUCUUGUUCAGUUGUAGAAUUAAGUCGCAAAUGUGAUGUCUUUAGUUAUAAUUCUGAGUUAAAUUUCAUUGAUUAUUAUUGUGUAAUUAUUAAAUUGAAACUUUAUGUAUGUUUGUCUAUGUUUUGUAUUUUUGGUAGUAGUACCCGUCCACAAAUAAAGUGCCUUGCGUAUAUACGCAAUGUAAA